Struthio camelus australis is the source of this 1280-nucleotide messenger RNA. RefSeq names its product dynein light chain 1, cytoplasmic. Gene Ontology annotation, biological process: motile cilium assembly; intraciliary retrograde transport. Gene Ontology annotation, cellular component: cytoplasmic dynein complex. Gene Ontology annotation, molecular function: dynein intermediate chain binding. The record is from RefSeq and is a predicted model, not a curated record. Lineage: Eukaryota; Metazoa; Chordata; Aves; Struthioniformes; Struthionidae.
UCUGACCCCGCAGCGGCAGCGUGGCUGUCACCCGGGAACGGGGCGGUUCCCUAGCGGAAACCUUGCCCUGGGAACCCAGCUCGCCCGGUGACCAUGAGUGACCAGAAAGCCGUGAUCAAGGAUACGGACAUGUCCGAGGAGAUGCAGCACGACGCCGUGGAGUGUGCCGUUCACUCUCUGGAGGAAUACAACAUUGAGCAUGAAAUCGCAGCUCACAUAAAGAGGGAGUUUGACAAGAAAUACAAUCCCACUUGGCAUUGCGUUGUGGGAAGGAACUUUAGCAGCCAUGUGACUCAUGAGAGUAAGCACUUCAUCUACUUCUACCUGGGUCAUGUUGCUAUUCUCCUCUUCAAAUCUGGUUAGACCCACGGACUGUUACUGAAACUUGCGUCUCAUUAAUGGAUUGUGUGUUAGUUGCAAACAGCCUAGUGCCUUCAGCCUUCCUGAGGAAACAGACCUGGAUUUUUUUCCCAAGGGUGAUAUCAGGGAUUUUGUUGUAGAAGUUAGUGUUUUAAUUGUAGUUAGGGGAAAAUACCCUCCCCCAAUAAAAAAAGACCAUCUAAUCUUUAUUUCCUUUCAAAAGCCAACUUCCUUGCUAAUAAAACUGUUACGUGUUCUGUCUUUAAGAAUUUUAUGCCUCUCUGCUCUUUGCCCCAAUACUAUUUCUGCUACUUCUCAUUUCCAUGCAAAUGUGAACAGGGAAGUUUCCAAAAAAGCUUCUUGUGAGCAUCUAAACACUGUGGUAAGCAUAUCGAUAUCUGGUCAGUAACAAUAAGAAUAGUAGACCUCAAUCAGAGAAAAGAAGGAAUUAAGAUAAACCCUUUUAUGAGGCCUUUCCUGAGGUGUUUUUUAUUAGCGCCCAGUCCCUUUUUUAUAUGAAACCUAAUUUAUCUUCCAGGACACUCAAAGUGCUUCUGUACCUUGUACAUUAGGAAAAGGAGUUCAGCAGAUGCACUGGCUGUGUUGGAAUGGUAUUUUAAAAUUAAGAUAGUCUUUAGAAACACUGUGGCUUUUUGUGUGUUCUGUAUUCCCUCCCCCACUUUGUUCUUUUCCUUUGAAGGAAAGGUUUGAAAACGUCACUUAUUAGGCAUUAUAGAGUUAAGGUUUACUUUCAAAGUUGUGUGUUGCAAUUGAAUGGAGAUACUUGAUUCUUAGGAUCCUCCCAGACCUCCAGAUUCAUAUACUUGAACUGCAGAGCUGACAACUCCUAACAGUUUAAGAACUGAUGACUGUCUUCCUGUUUCAGACAUCAUUCUUCUUUCUUUUUUUUUCCCCCCCUU